AUGAAGCUUUCUCUCGGGAAAUUUGGAUUGCAGCAUUGCGACCUGCCGACAAUGUUUGCUAACGUCGCAAUUUUACUACGCCUUAUCACCAUCAACAUCAACCAUCGCUUCAGCAAAUGUAUUCCUUUGAUUUUCUAUAUAACGACUUCUAUCGCGGGAUUGACUUACAUUUAUGGCUACAUCUUCUCUAUGAUCUGGAAAGAAAUAGAGAACUUCGUUGAUAAGUUUUUACAAUGUGACUCUCGUGUCACACCAAACACAAGAUUUGCUAAAAAUCUGCGUAAGAUGCUUAAAGUCGUUAAGAGAAGAGCAACAGUUAUUUGGGCGCUUCUCGUGUCCGAUGGUGUCAUUUACCUCUUGAUACCAUUUUUACUUCCCGGGAGACAACUAACUGUCGACGUCUACAUAUUUUACGGUUUAGAACCCAUGUUGGAGACACCCAAUUACGAAAUAGCAAACUUUGUCAUGAUUGUGGGCAUUGGUUUUGCAAUUUAUACAAUGGUCAGUGUAAUGGCAUAUAUCAUUGUUAUCGUUGGUUAUAACGAGGCACAAUUACAUGCCCUCAGCGAGGAACUAUUAAACGUAUGGGAUGAUAGUCAAUACUUCUACAAUAACAUCGAACAUAGGAUAACUGAUGAUCACGAAUCAUACACUCAAAAUCAAAUAAUGAAUGAAUAUGUCAGAAUCAGUCUUAAAAAUAUCACGAAAUUUCACAUUGCAAAUAUUAAUCCUACGCGUGAAUUGGACUACGAUAUGAGAACUAUACUGGCAUUUGAAUAUAGUAUUAAAGCGGUUUCUAUAAUAUCUGGACUGCUCGGUGGACUAGAGAAUACGUUUCUUCAAUUACCGUAUAUGAUUAUGCAAAUAUUUAUGGACUGCCUGUCUGGACAGCGGCUGAUCGACGCGUGUGAACAGUUUGAGAAGUCCGUGUAUUCAUGCAAAUGGGAAAAAUUCAACGUAAGCAAUCAAAGAACUGUACGUUUGAUGUUAAUGAUGUCACAGAAAACUCUUAUGCUAUCAGCCGGUGGUGUUGUGAAAUUGAAUUUUAACUUCUUCAUGAAUAUACUAAAGUCAACGUAUUCUGUAUAUACGACAUUAAAAUCAACAGUAAACUAAU
Vanessa tameamea is the source of this 1117-nucleotide messenger RNA. Its product is annotated as odorant receptor 59a-like. The record is from RefSeq and is a predicted model, not a curated record. Lineage: Eukaryota; Metazoa; Arthropoda; Insecta; Lepidoptera; Nymphalidae. Bases 1 to 1116 code for a protein of 371 amino acids. Gene Ontology annotation, molecular function: odorant binding; olfactory receptor activity. Gene Ontology annotation, cellular component: plasma membrane. Gene Ontology annotation, biological process: sensory perception of smell; detection of chemical stimulus involved in sensory perception of smell. The transcript has 4 exons.